Molecule: messenger RNA, 1334 nt
Organism: Pelodiscus sinensis (Chinese soft-shelled turtle)
Lineage: Eukaryota; Metazoa; Chordata; Testudines; Trionychidae
Gene: TRAPPC3L
Product: trafficking protein particle complex subunit 3L
Biological process (GO): Golgi vesicle transport
Cellular component (GO): TRAPP complex
Source: RefSeq, a predicted model, not a curated record
ACUCCUUGUUGCUUUUGCAGAUCCAGACUAACACGGCUACCCCUCGGAUACUUGUCAAUAAGAAGUUACUCGGAAUAGAUAUUUUUUUAUUCGCUCCAGGCAUGCACAGGAUCAAGAAGGAAAGGGUUUUACUUGGAAGGAGCUUAAAUCAAUGUAAACAAGGGAGUCAUCCGUUUUGGAGCCAGGAACAGUCCCCUUUGGGGUGCUUUGUCUCCCCACGGGGACGUCAUCUGGCAGACACAGUUGUGGCUGGCAUUGCACACCUGCUCCUUAAGGGAGGAGCAUCAGCACAGAAUGCAGCAAACGGAUCUAAUGCAAAGACAGAACAGAAGAGAGGAGAAAACUUUAGGAAGGGUGAAAAAAGAAAUACAAGUACCUGGAUGGGAAAAUACUUCUGAAAGGAAAAAAGAUAUAAGUGAAUGAUCAUACAGUUCACCCUUGUUCAAGCAACAUGUCACGGCCAAUGAACAGAAGACAAGAUAAUCACAAAAUAGACUGGCAUUUACCAAGCAUCUCAUCCUCUGCCUCGGCACAUCACAUGAGCAGAGAACUCUUUGUGCUCACCUAUGGUGCUUUGGUAGCCCAGCUGUGUAAGGACUAUGAAAAGGAUGAAGAUGUGAACAAGUAUCUAGACAGAAUGGGAUAUGACAUUGGUAUAAGACUGAUCGAAGACUUUUUGGCUCGCUCUGCUAUGAGGAAGUGCCGUAGCUAUUCUGAAACUGUAGACGUGAUUGCACAGGUUGCUUUCAAGAUGUACCUUGGGAUUACCCCUAGCGUGAGCUGCAGUAACACAACAGAAAAUGAAUUCUUCUUAAUGCUGGACAACAACCCUUUGGUGGACUUUGUGGAAGAGCUCCCACCAGGACGAUCUUCACUUUGCUACUGUAAUCUCCUGUGUGGUGUUAUUAGAGGAGCCCUGGAAAUGGUUCACUUAGCGGCAGAAGUUACCUUCGUUCAAGACAGACUGAAGGGUGAUGAUGUGACAGAAAUAGGAAUUACAUUUCCAAAGAGGCUUGAAGUCAAAAAGCACAAAAGAAAUAAAUGAAGCUGAUAGAAGGAAUCAUCUCUAACUUACAGUUUGACCAUUUUUACCUGUUUAGGAAGAAAAACCUAUGGUGGCAAUGACUUCAUUGAUUCAGGUACAGUCACAUCUUAGAAUGAUAAUGACAACCAGAAUGUAUACACAAUAUGUAGAGUUGAUUUCUAUCACCACAUUGCAGAAUUCAGCAUACAAACUUAAACAGAUCCAAUCCUUUACUUCUUUCAUAGGCAAAAAUCCCAUUGAUUACACCAUAUGUCUACACUGGCAGCUUCUUGCGCAAGAACAGUCAUUC